CGGACAGAUCGCUGAAGUAAAAACAAUGUACGUGAAAUUGCAAGACGAUAAUUGCGCAGAUCCGUAGGACUUUAUAGUGUCAACAACCUUCUUGAUGGAAGAACAAACUUGAAGAACUGCAACAAAGACACACACACAGAAGGACCAUGCUAUUGGGAGAAGAAGGAAAGUGAAUUUUUAUUGUCAACAAGAUGUGCAGUAUUAUGGAGCAGGUGGUAGUCCAUAACCAACGGGUUAUCUCUUACCUUGAUCUCCUCGUGGUACACCGGGUGAAGUUAGUGAAUGGAAUUAAAAACAUUGAGUGCAUCCUGGAUAACCUGCUACAUUUGGGAUACUUCAUGCCAGAGGAUAUAGAACUUAUUCAGCACAGUGCAACACGACAUGAAAAGGUUCGCAAAACAUUGAACAUUAUUUCGGCAAAAGGAGAAGAAUGUGCGGAAUUCUUUCUAUACAUCCUGAACUGUGCCAAAGAGAUUUACUCAGAUUUUCAUCCUUGGUUAAGAGAAAUUCAUUACUCCCCAUCAGACCGCCUGAUGAAUAAACCAGUGCUGAUUACAGAUGCUGUUUGCCAAUAUGCUGAAAAGCUCAGAAUCGAAUUGCAAAGAGAAACAAGGUUCACGUUGUCAUAUACCCAAAAGGAAGAUACCCUAUUUGAAGAUAUGUACACAGAUACUCUCAUGGAAUUAGUUAAUUCAACAAAUGAGAUCCUAGGAAGCAUUUCCUACUUGGAGGAUUUGUUCAGUGACACUGGAAUCAUCAAUGAGGAUGCAGAGACAGUGGUUGUAACUGGUGAUGCUGGGGUUGGUAAGACUAUACUGCUCCAGAGAUUUCAAAACCUAUGGUCCAAAGGAGAGCUGUGUACUGGUGUUAAAUUCUUGUUCAAAUUUAGAUGCCGAAUGUUUAAUAGUUUUAGAAAGGAAGAUAAGAUUUCUCUCAGAGAUCUACUGUUCAAAUACAAUUCUUAUCCAGACAAAGACCCUGAUGAGAUAUUUAGUUACAUCCAACAACACCCAGACUCUGUUCUCUUCACACUAGAUGGGUUUGAUGAAAUUAACAUUGACUGUCAUCUUAGUGAUAUCCCUAUAAUCUCUUCACCCUUUGACCCGUUACAUCCUGUUGCCCUGUUAAUGAGCCUUCUUCAUGGUAAGUUAUUAAAAGGUUCCAAAAAACUAUUGACAGCAAGAACUGGCACAGAGCUACCACUGAGAAUGGUGAGGAAGAGAGUGACACUAAAGGGCUUUUCCAAGGACCAUUUGCUGCAAUAUUUGAAGAAGUUCUUCAAAAAUGAGACCCAGCGAAGUUUUGUUUUAGGCCAGCUGGAGACAAACCCCCACCUGAGCAAUUUAUGUUCAGUGCCAUUGUUUUGUUGGAUUAUAUUUAAAUGUUAUGAUUGUUCGCAGUCCAAUUGUAGUCCCCAGUGGUUAUCACAUUCUGUUAUACUGACUGAUAUUUACCUGGUGAUGAUUGAAGUCUUCCUCAACCAUUCUUCUCAGGCCAAUCCAAAUAAAAAAAGUGCACGAAGCCGGGUAAACCUGUUUAGAACCAAAAAGGAAAUCCUCAUGCGAAUUGGUAAGCUAGCUCUAAAAGGCAUUGAAAAUAGAAAUUUUACAUUCAGUCAGGGGACAGUCACAGCAGCAAAUAUUUCAGAAGAAGAUUUACAGCUGGGCUUCAUCAAAACUGUUGGCCAUUAUAAUGGACUUGGGAACCAAUCAACUUAUGAAUAUAUUCACAUAACACUUCAGUCGUUCUUUACUGCAUUUUUAUUAGUUCUAGAUGAUGAGAUCUGUCCAUCUGACUUUCUUGCACUCUUCAAGAAUAAUAAUGUACCAAAACUGUCAAACAACAAGCUAAGUGAUUCAGCUUUAGCUUUCUUGAGCCCUACGAAGUAUUCCUCGACACAUAUCCUCAAGCCUUUCAGCAAACAUCUGCAAUUUACCAUGCUGUUCCUCUGUGGCUUGCUGUCGAAUAGCAACACUGAUCUGUUGCUAAACCUCGCAUCUCCAGCGACCAUUAAGAAAAAGCAAUCAGUGCUGGCGUCUUACUUGUCCAACUGCAUGAAGACAUACUUGAAAAAGCUUCCUCGCUUGUGCCUUGAAGACGGCUGUAAGGUUCAUGUGCUACCACGUUUUUUAUGGCUGAUAAGGUACAUAUUCGAAAUGCAGAAUGGAGCAACAGCCAAACUGGCAGCCAAAGGGAUCCAUGCUGAUUACAUAAAGCUGAACUACUGCAAUGUUUCUUCUGUAGACUGCGGUGCCCUUGCUUUUACUUUGCAUCACAUCCGAACACCCCUUGCACUGGAGAUGGACAAUAACAACAUCAAUGAUUAUGGGGUGAAGAAAAUGGUCUCCUGUUUCAGUCAGCUCACAGUCCUCAAGUUGAGUGUAAAUCAGAUCACAGACCAAGGAGUUCACAUCUUGGUAGAAGAACUCAAAAAGCAUCAGAAGAUCAGAUCACUCGGACUUUAUAAGAAUUACAUUAGUGAUGUUGGCGCAAGGGAUGUUGCUGAACUGAUUGAAGCUUGCUCCAGUCUUGUCAAUUUAAGGAUGGGAGCAAACAUGAUCACCCAUGAAGGAGGAACUUGCUUAGCUAAAGCAAUCCAAAAAAGUAAAACCAUUGAAGACACCGGGUUCUGGGGAAAUCAGAUAGGAGACAGAGGAGUUGUAGCCUUUGCAGAGGCAUUGGAAAAUCACCAGAGUUUGAAGAAUCUGAGCCUCGCAGCAAACCAGAUCUCAUCAGAGGGCAGCAAACAUCUGGCCAAGGCACUCUGCAAGAACAGCUCACUAAAAAUACUCUGGUUGACUCAAAAUGAUUUAGAUGAUGCAUCAGCUGAAAGCUUUGGUGAAAUGCUAAGAGUUAACACAUCUCUGGAAAAGUUAUGGUUGAUUCAAAACAAGAUAACAACCCAUGGAGCCACAUACCUCCUUCAGUCACUCAGAGAAAACACCACUAUAAAUGAAAUCUGCCUGAAGGAUAACUGGAUUCCACCAAAUGAUGCCAGUCAUCUUAUGAAAGACAAACGCAUCAUCAUCUAGGCCAUUAUCGGAGCAGUGACGGUUUGCAGCACCAUGGGGACACCUUCAUAACUUUCUCACCUUUAAAUCAGAGGGUGAUUUGUUCAAGUGCAUCUCCAGAGACCUGAGGAUACAAUAUAGUCUGACACUGCCAGAGCAGAAGUAAAGGGGUUUAUAUCACUUAGUGAAGGGUGUGUAUCAUUGAUAAUAUAUUAUCUGUGGAUGCAAUGUUAAAUCAUAGCCAGUUUUACCUGUCUAGUACUAAU
Hemiscyllium ocellatum (epaulette shark) is the source of this 3277-nucleotide messenger RNA. RefSeq names its product nucleotide-binding oligomerization domain-containing protein 1-like. Gene Ontology annotation, biological process: regulation of apoptotic process. The record is from RefSeq and is a predicted model, not a curated record. The coding region runs from base 192 to 3032 and encodes 946 amino acids. NCBI's taxonomy places the organism in Eukaryota, Metazoa, Chordata, Chondrichthyes, Orectolobiformes, Hemiscylliidae. The transcript has 12 exons.